CAAUGUCGGUUUCAUUCGAAGCUUUAGCAAUGGCCGGUGUAGAUCAUCUCGAAUGGGGAAUGGACUUCGAUGAAUGGGAGCGGAACGAGUUAGACGAACCACCUCCGCCUCAUUUACUUCUUGAUGAUGAAGAUGAUGAGAUUACUAAAGAUUUCCAGAAGGAAGUGAUGCAAAUCAGAAAUGUUGAGAAGCAUAUACCACAAUGGUUUAGGGUUGUUCUAUUAAUGGUGAAAGUUAUUGUUAAUCUUUUGAUAAUUACAGAGGUGGAUUUUGUCUAG
Mercurialis annua (annual mercury) is the source of this 278-nucleotide messenger RNA. RefSeq lists its product as uncharacterized. NCBI's taxonomy places the organism in Eukaryota, Viridiplantae, Streptophyta, Magnoliopsida, Malpighiales, Euphorbiaceae. The record is from RefSeq and is a predicted model, not a curated record. The coding region runs from base 3 to 278 and encodes 91 amino acids. The transcript has a single exon.